GGUAUCUGUUGUUUUUUGCUCUCUCGCCACUGAAACAUUCAACGGCGGACGCUGUGUAUAUAAGGUGAAUCAGUCCACAAGUCUUCAUCAGUUUCGUGUUGUCCGAUAAACUAAAAGGAAUCAUGAAGGCUUUUAUUUUGUGCGCUGUUUUGAUCGCCUAUGCUGAGGCUGGAUACUUACUCGGAGGCGGUGGCGGUGGCGGCCAUGGUGGAUACAGUGGUGGCGGAUAUAGCGGCGGCGGCGGUUACGGCGGUGGACACGGUUACAGCAGUGGCGGAUAUGGCGGUGGAUAUAGCGGCGGUCAUGGUGGAUAUAGCGGCGGCUACAGCCAACCGGCUCAAGUCAUUAGAGUUAUCAACCUAGGCUCAACUGGCGGCGGUUACUCAGGCAAGUACACAAUUACAGAUCUAAAUAGAAGAAUGUUUAAUUCAAUCACACCCGACCAAAUCACUUUUUUCAACCGAAAAUCACACAAAUAUCCAAAUUAGUGUCGAACAUUUCAAUUUCCAUUUUUUUUUUCAAACGUCCAUUGGCUAUGAUUCAGCUUUUUCAAGCAGAACACCGUGUUCGCAUCAAGAGUUGAAGUUUUUGCACUGAAAAUGAUUGAUUUUUUCUGCCGAACAUCGAAUUUUUCGAAUCGUUUUACCUUCUAAGUCGAAG
Sitodiplosis mosellana (orange wheat blossom midge) is the source of this 660-nucleotide messenger RNA. Its product is annotated as keratin, type I cytoskeletal 9-like. The transcript has 6 exons. Lineage: Eukaryota; Metazoa; Arthropoda; Insecta; Diptera; Cecidomyiidae. The record is from RefSeq and is a predicted model, not a curated record. The coding region runs from base 123 to 488 and encodes 121 amino acids.